Molecule: messenger RNA, 3859 nt
Organism: Phycodurus eques (leafy seadragon)
Lineage: Eukaryota; Metazoa; Chordata; Actinopteri; Syngnathiformes; Syngnathidae
Product: solute carrier family 35 member F5-like
Exons: 15
Coding region: 237-1703 (488 amino acids)
Biological process (GO): regulation of peptide transport
Cellular component (GO): membrane
Source: RefSeq, a predicted model, not a curated record
GCGUUUUGAACGGCAUGAACACGGCAUUCAAAAUGCAGUGUAAAAAGGCUUUUACGGAUACAUGCAAGCACGCACGUGUCGAGUCCUCCAUUGAACCCCAGCAACUGCCUCAGCGAACCCCUGGGGUUCAAUCGAACCUAGGUUAAGAAACACUGCCUUCGCUGAUCAUCCCGGAAGUCUUCUCUCGCUGGAGUUGGUCGGCUCCACGUAUUCACAUCAGUGUUAACAGCAUCCCGAUGGAGUGCAUGUUCAUCAUGAACCGAAUGGGCUCUCCGGGUAGCUCAGCUGCAGCCCAGCGAAGGCGAAUGGCCUUGGGGGUGGUUAUACUCCUGCUGGUGGACGUCAUCUGGGUGGCCUCCUCUGAGCUGACAUCAUAUAUUUUCCGGCGACAGGACUACAACAAGCCCUUCUUCAGCACCUUCACCAAGACAUCCAUGUUCGUGCUUUACUUGCUGGGGUUCCUGCUGUGGCGUCCCUGGAGGCAGCAGUGUACCGGCUCGCUCAAACGCCGACACGCUUCACUUUUUGCUGAUGCAGAAGCCUACUUUGCUCCCUGCACCAAUGACACCACUGUGAACAACUGUUUGAGUGAACCACUGUACGUGCCCGUCAAGUUUCGGGACGUACCCGCCGAUCUCUCCAACUGUUUAAUCGAAACAGACUGUGAAUCUUCAGCUUCUAAAAAGCAGCGGGUGCGUUUUAGCAACAUCAUGGAGGUGCGUCAGCUGCCCUCCACGCAAGCCCUGGAGGCCAAACUGUCCCGCAUGUCCUACCCGGCCGCCAAGGACCACGAGGCCAUGUUGGGCACGGUGGGAAAGCUUACCAUCACCGACGUGGCCAAGAUCAGCUUCUUUUUCUGCUUUGUGUGGUUCCUCGCCAACCUGUCUUAUCAGGAAGCUCUCUCCGACACACAAGUGGCCAUUGUCAACAUUUUGUCGUCCACGUCAGGCCUGUUCACACUCAUCUUGGCUGCUAUAUUUCCCAGUAACAGCAGCGACCGCUUCACAUUGUCCAAGUUGUUAGCAGUGGCACUGAGUAUGGGAGGUGUUGCCCUGGUGAGCCUCUCCAGCAUGGACCGGCCUGAUGAAAAGGGCACCAUAGGUACCUUGUGGUCCCUAGCUGGGGCCAUUUUGUACGCCAUCUACAUCGUGAUGAUCAAGAGACGGGUGGAUCGGGAGGAUAAGCUCGACAUUCCUAUGUUCUUUGGGUUUGUAGGCCUGUUCAACCUUCUGCUGCUGUGGCCAGGCUUCCUCCUCCUUCACUACACAGGCUUUGAGGCCUUUGAGCUUCCCAGCCAGCUGGUGUGGACCUACAUCCUCAUCAACGGCCUCAUCGGGACAGUUCUCUCAGAGUUCCUCUGGCUGUGGGGCUGCUUCCUCACGUCGUCACUCAUUGGGACCCUGGCCCUGAGCCUCACCAUACCGCUCUCUAUGUUGGCAGAUAUUUUCAUGCAGAAGGUGCGUUUCUCAUGGCUGUUUUUUGCAGGGGCGGUGCCCGUCUUCCUCUCCUUUUUCAUCACCACGCUGUUAUGCCACUACAACAACUGGGACCCAGUCAUGGUGGGUCUGAGGAGACUGUACGCCUUCGUUUUUAGAAGACAUCGCAUUCAGAGGGUGCCGACUGACACUCCUUCUCCUCCCCAAGACUCCCCGAGGACAACGAGCUGUGUGAAAGCCUUAUACCUUUACACACCGUCUCCCUAAACCAAGGAAGCCUGUGCUCAUGAUCUACAGUCAAGUGGCAAACAUUUAGUAGCAGUCAGAGACAAUGAUCCACCCAGUGCCUACCAUUUGAAUGUUCAACUUGCUUCAGUGAGGCAGAGUUAUUCCUUUUUUUUUUUUUUUUUUUUUUUUUUUAUAAAUCGUGUGGCUAAAAUCUGACCGCAGCUCAAGAAGCUGGACGUGACCGGUCGUUCUUAUUAUUAUAGACAGCAGAGAGUGACAGGCAAUACUGACUCAUGAUGUCACGUGACCAAAUGAAGAGGUACGUUUAAAGUUGACUGGAGCGCCAGCAGAGGAAUAAACCAGGAGUCCUUGUGCAUUCUUACCCAUUUUGCACUUACUCACUUUUUUGCCUUUUGUUUGAUUGCCUUUUUCACCUAUGAGGUAGCAGGCGGACAGUCUGUUUGCAAAUAUAUACUUUUAUUCGUGAAGCUUCCGGUUUGAAAGAAUAUCACAACACUAUGUUUAACUUCUGGUUCCAUUGUGGCUCAAACUGACCCAUUUUUUUUUUGGUUAAAGAAAGAUGUAGUUUUUCAGUUUGAAACUUCAGUUUAAUCAGGGUGCUCAACAUAUAUAGUAUACCUAAUGGUUAUUAAUGGGGUUAAUAAUAAGGUCCAAUCAAUGAUCAUUGGGAUUUCAGGCACUUUUGGAUCAUUAAACACGCCCUGGGUCAAUUGGACCCAUUUUACGGUUAAAAAAAUGUUUUUUAGCAUUCACCUUCUGCUUGGCUUAAUAAGUGUAAUCAACAUAUCAUCAUUAAUGAGAUUAGAUUUUAAAAAAGAGUAAAAAAAUCAUACCUGAUUCUUUGAUCAUUAAACAUGCGGGGGUCAAAUUAAAAAAAUGUUUUUUUUUUCAGGAUGACACAUCUGCUUAGCUUAAGUAUAAACAUAUUCCAUAUAAAAAUCGUCUAUAUCACAUUAUUAACUCCAUUACUAAUCUUUUCAAUCGACAUUUAGUUACAUUCGCUUCUCAGGAACAACAAUAAUGACCCUGGGUCACUUUGACCUGGGGUAUCUUUAGUGAUCCAAAAAAUGUCAGAAAAAAAAAACCAAAAAAAAAACAUCCCAAUAUUUUGUACGUCACAUUACUAACCCUGCGAUUGGCUGACGACCAGUUCAGGGUGUACCCCGCCUCUCGCCCGAAGAUAGCUGGGAUAGGCUCCAAGCACGCCUGCGACGCUAGUGAGGAGAAGCGGUACAGAAAAUGAAUGAACAUUGCUAACUGCAUUACAAAUGAUUUCAGUCAACCUUUCCUCUCAAUGGAUUGUUGAUUAAUCCUUCUGUUAUAACAAUGUUGCUGGGUCAACUUGACCCAGAUUGUGUUGAAUGUUAAGAGGGUCAGAAAUGAAUAAAAUCUCCAUUAAUACUGUUGUUUUCAAGAAGUUUCACCGAGAAAAACGACAUUUUACUUGAGUUUCUUUAACUUUUAAAUGAGUCGGUUUGACCCGCUACUGUACAUAAUAGGAGGGGAAGGACUAAGAAGAACUGUUAGUACCGCUGCCGUUAUAAGAUACGCAGCCUGUUUUCGGAAUGGGCGUUAAACGUGAAGUAUUUUUGAUGACAUCCAGCCGACCACUACACUUUUCCUGUUGUUAUAUUUUAUGUGCCGCUGAAAUUUAUGACUUCCACAUCGAGCCAAAUCUUUUUUUUUUUUUUCCUCCGCACAUUUUGAGCUUGUCAUUUCCCGGUAAGAAGAAAAAAAACAUUUUAACUUGUCAGAUGUUGCUGUUAUUGUGCUCGCUAACUGGAGAACGCAAGAACCUGCCAGCCUUGGAAAAUGAACAGGUUCAGCACUUUAAAGACAAUAUGUCAGUUCUUUUACAGUAUUUUAUAUAUGUAUAUACUGUAUACUGUAGUGUUGUUUCUUUAGCUUCAAAAGGGUUCUAUUGCUCGGUUUGUGUGAACUAUAAAAUGAAGAAAAUGCUAUAUCUUUAUUAAUGUUCUUUCAUAUGUUUGUUCACAGUUGCUUUGAUUCCCGUCUCAGGUACUUUCUUUGUCUUGAUUGUUGGAAAAAAAUCAUUUGUGUGGCUUUUAAAUGUCAACCAUUUACUUUCGUCAUCUCCUUGUCUAAUAAGCUUUUAGAUUUGACAGAUUCUCUUUCCUGGAUUCAGUACACUAUUAAAGACAUACCUUUUUAAA